AUGGUGAUGGAGGUGGUGCACGAGGACGAGGCCGGAGACGGCGGCAUGCACUGCGCGAACCACCCUUUCAAGAACAGCGCCGUCCCAGGCGGCAUCUGCGCAUUCUGCCUCCAAGAGAAGCUCGGGAAGCUCGUCUCCUCUUCUCUGCCCAUGACCGUCUUCCCUUCUUCUUCUCCUUCAUCCUCCUCCUCCUCCUCUUCCCCUUCCCCUUCCUUCAGAUCCGAGUUCGACACCGGCACCGCCAACUCCGCCGGCGGCCUCCGCCACCUCGCCUCCUCAACCCAGACCGGCGCCGACGGCAAUGGGAUCUGCUAUUAUCCCCGGAGAUCGUCAAGGCUUCCCUUCGUCCUGACGCACAGGAAAAACAAGAAGAAAAAUAAAGACACGAAUCUGGCCAACGGGAGCUCAGAAAAUUCGAGCAUCGUCUUCAAGAGGAGCAAAUCCACCGUGACGCCGAGAAGAGGUACGCGUUUCUUGGACGAGAGCAGCUUUGACAGUCCAAACAAAAGAGGUUUCUGGUCGUCAUUUUUCCGCUCUUCAAAAAGUUCCGACGCCAGAAAAAGGGAUAAACACUUUAAAGAUUGGAGCUUUACGCCGAAUGGCGUUGUGGGGUCAUCCUCUGUAACCGGUCCAAGUAGGCCAAGAGAGGAUUUUGUGGUUGUUGAAGAGAAUGACGUAAGCCCGGACCACCCGGGUGUGGGCGGCCGGAAGGUGUCUAGAUCCAGAUCUGUUGGGUGUGGGAGCAGGAGUUUUUCCGGCGACUUUUUCGAGAGGAUCUCGACUGGCUUUGGCGACUGUACCCUGAGGAGAGUGGAGAGUCAACGGGAGGGAAAGUCAAAGGUGACUCCUAAUUUGGCUGCAAUUCCUUCUUUGUUGGCUGUGGGUGGCUGA
Molecule: messenger RNA, 891 nt
Organism: Striga hermonthica
Lineage: Eukaryota; Viridiplantae; Streptophyta; Magnoliopsida; Lamiales; Orobanchaceae
Source: the annotation of a GenBank genome assembly